AUGACACAUCUGUCUGACAACUGACAUGGUCACUGAGGCAACACUACUUUUCUUAUUAGACCCGGGACAACGAGCUGAGAUGAGUCACAGAAGAAGAAGCGUAACACUGAACUGAAAAAAAUGGGUUUCUCUGCUGUGAUUCGAGUAGCCAAAAGACUGGCCUCACUCUCUUACUCUUCAUCACCAUUCUCUUCAUCACCAUCUGCCAAUGGCGUCAACACCAUGCGCGGUGCCGUGUUCUGGGAAGCCAACAAGCCCCUCACCAUGGAACAAUUCCAAAUCCCCAGACCCAAAGCCAACGAAAUCCUCAUCAAGACCAAAGCUUGCGGAGUUUGCCACUCUGAUCUCCAUGUCAUGAAAGGGGAUUUCACCUUUCAUAACCCUUGUGUUGUGGGGCAUGAGAUAACUGGUGAGAUUCUCCAACAUGGACCCCAAACUGACUCCAAAAUCAUUCGAAGAUUUCCAAUUGGGUCUCGUGUUGUUGGAGCAUUCAUCAUGCCUUGUGGUAAUUGUCACAGCUGUGCCAAGGGCCAUGAUGAUUUAUGUGAAGAUUUCUCUGCUUACAACCGUGCAAAAGGAACCCUUUACGAUGGUGAGACUAGGCUGUUCCUUCAGGACUCUGGACGACCAGUGUUCAUGUACUGUAUGGGUGGGCUUGCCGAGAUGUGUGUUGUGCCAGCCCAUGGAUUGUCCCUUUUACCAGAAUCAUUGCCCUAUACAGAGUCUGCAAUUUUAGGGUGUGCGGUGUUUACUGCUUAUGGUGCAAUGGCUCAUGCAGCCGAAGUUCGUCCUGGGGAUUCUGUUGUUGUUAUUGGAAUGGGUGGUGUUGGCUCAAGUUGUUUGCAGAUAGCAAGAGCAUUUGGUGCAUCUGAUAUUAUAGCAGUGGAUGUUGAAGAUGGAAAACUGCAAAAGGCCAAGACAUUUGGUGCAACUCAUACUGUAAAUGCAAUGAAGGAAGAUGCUGUUGACAAGAUAAGAGAAAUCACAGGAGGAAAGGGUGUGGACAUUGCGGUCGAAGCGCUGGGAAAGCCUCAGACAUUCAUGCAGUGUUUUAAGAGUGUGAAAGACGGAGGGAAGGCGGUGAUGAUUGGACUUGCACAGGCCGGUGCUUUCGGGGAAGUAGAUAUAAAUCAUCUCGUUCGCAGAAAGAUAAAAGUGAUUGGAUCAUAUGGAGGGAGGGCAAGGGAGGAUCUUCCAAAGUUGGUGAGAUUGGCAGAGACAGGAGUUUUCAAUCUCAAGGAUGCUGUUUCCAAAGUGUAUAAAUUUGAGGAGGUUGGCAAGGCAUAUGAAGAACUCAACAAGGGGGCCAUUGUUGGCCGAGCUGUGAUUGAGAUUAUGUAACUUUCUGUCUUUAUAACUCUGUUUUGUGUGAUCAGGAGAAGAAUAAAGUUGACACUGCUCGCUUGGAGGACACUUGCAUUUGUCUAUAUAGCAUCUAUUUUUUUUUAA
This is a messenger RNA of Humulus lupulus (European hop), 1449 nucleotides long. RefSeq lists its product as uncharacterized. Bases 121 to 1341 code for a protein of 406 amino acids. Gene Ontology annotation, molecular function: oxidoreductase activity. The transcript has 8 exons. The record is from RefSeq and is a predicted model, not a curated record. NCBI's taxonomy places the organism in Eukaryota, Viridiplantae, Streptophyta, Magnoliopsida, Rosales, Cannabaceae.